This is a messenger RNA of Rubroshorea leprosula, 581 nucleotides long. NCBI's taxonomy places the organism in Eukaryota, Viridiplantae, Streptophyta, Magnoliopsida, Malvales, Dipterocarpaceae. The record is from the annotation of a GenBank genome assembly.
CAUGGUAUUGCAGUCCUAUUCAAUCUCACUGGUCCCUGCACUCUCAGUAUUCGGUUCCAUCCCCAUUUCACUCUAUAAGAGAGAUCCCGUUAUCACCCCAAACCAUCAGAAAGGCAAACUUAUCUUACACUCAUCAUCUAAUUUCAUCAACAUUUCUACAGUUUUUCAGUUGUAUAGAGAGGGAAAACCAGAACUGAGAAGAACUAGUGUCAGAUGAGUUCAACAACUAGAGCUUUGGUUAUGGUAGCAUUGCAAACAUUGAAGGACUCAACUCAACAACAUGCCAAGGCUAAUAUCAGAGCAUAUUCUCAGGGUCGAAAGCUUUCUGAGCCAUCUUUCUCUGCCCUACCAAAGAAGCUGGGAGAUGAUAAGUUCAAGCAGUCUGAUUCUGAGGAGACCCUUAGAAAAAUUAUGUACUUGAGCUGUUGGGGUCCUAAUUAAACCCCUAUAUAUUGUAAUGCAUAGGAAUGCCAAUUUUUACUUACAAAUAUGAUCAAACUUCCUCUUCUUCAGUCCCUUCUUUUGGGUUGUUUAGUGAAAUUUUAUUUUGGACCAACAUUUAAUGAAAGAUUUAACCAUGA